UUCACGGAAGUGCAGCUCUUAGAAGGUCGCGGUGGGGUCACGGGAAAACCCCAACUGUAUGUGAAGCUCGCCGUGGAACGGGAUGAGAGGACCAAGGUGUCUGGGUGUGCGGGUUGGGGGAACCCUGGGUCCGUGGGAGGAGAGGAAGCAAGCGGGAGUUGGUGACUGCGGUGCCUGUGGUUGGGGUUCCUUUGGAGACAGUCCUGAGGAAUUCUGGUGGUCAGCGAUGAAAGGCAUGUGGAAACCAACGAUUGAAAAUCUGUGAUCAGGGCUUGGUGUCUGUGACUGAGGCCUGCGACAAGGACUGGUUUUUGACAAAGCAGUCUGUUCGGAUUCGGGAUAUAAGAUGCGACUCAAUGACAGCCUGCAGGUCCUGGCUUCAGGAACAAGAGACAUUAAGUGAAGAGGAGGAGAUUUCAGGACCUGAAUGCUGUCAUUUGUGGGGAUACUACUGACUGGAGACAAAGAUUUCUAACCAGAAAUUUAGGACAGUCCAGGAAGAGACAAGAAACAAUACUCUCAUUAUUAACCAUUUCUCAAUAACAGAAGAAAAUGAUUCAGAAUCAGGAAUCAGUGACACUGGAGGACGUGACUGUGGACUUCACGUGGGAGGAGUGGCAGCUCCUGGACCCUGAUCAGAAGGACCUGUACCGGGAUGUGACAUUGGAGAACUACAGCAACCUCGUGUCAUUGGGGUAUCAAGUCAGCAAGCCAGAUGCUCUCUCCAGAUUGGAACGAGGGGAACCAUGGACCAUAGAAGAUGAAGCCCACAGUCAAAUCUGUUCAGAAAUCAAGAAAGAUGUCGGUCAUCUCCAGGGGCACUUGCAAAAUCGAAGAUGUCUAAAGAAAUCGGAACAAUGCCAUGAACAUAAUGCAUUUGGAAACAUUGUUCAUCGGGGUACAAAUAAUUUUCCUUUGAGGCAAAAUCAUGAUAUAUUUGACACACACAGGAAAGCAUUGAAUUCAAAUCUAAAUUUUGUUAAGGAGAACGGAAGCUAUGAUGUAAAGAACCCUAUUGAGGUUAAUGGCAAUGUGAAAUCUUUCCUCCAGGCAAAGCAUGAGCGAUUUCAUACUGAAAUUAAAAUUCCUGAAAAUGGAAAUUCACAAUUUGUUAAACACCAAAGAAAUGAAGAGAUAAAUAAACCUCAUGUAUGCAGUGAAUGUGGGAAAGGCUUCAUCAAGAAAUCUCGCCUCAUUGAUCAUCAGAGAGUUCAUACGGGAGAGAAACCUCAUGGAUGCAGUGUAUGUGGGAAAGCCUUCUCCAGGAAGUCCAGGCUCACUGAACAUCAGAAAACGCACAUAGGAGAGAAACGGUAUGAGUGCACUGAAUGUGACAAAGCCUUCCCCAAGAAAUCACGGCUACUGACUCAUCAGAAAACUCAUACAGGAGAGAAACCCUAUGUAUGUGACAACUGUGGGAAAGCUUUCAUCAAGAAGUCUCGGCUCAUUAAUCAUCAGAGAGUUCACACAGGAGAGAAACCUCAUGGAUGCAGUCUGUGUGACAAAGCCUUCUCCAGAAAGUCCAGGCUCAUUGAACAUCAGAGAACUCAUACAGGAGAAAAACCUUAUAAAUGCACAGAGUGUGACAAAACAUUCCGCUGGAAAUCACAGCUCAAUGCCCAUCAAAAAACUCACACAGGUGAGAAGUCCUAUAUAUGCAGUGACUGUGGGAAAGGCUUCAUUCAAAAGGGCAAUCUCAUUGUACAUCAGCGAACACAUACGGGAGAGAAACCCUAUAUAUGCAAUGAAUGUGGAAAAGGCUUCAUCCAGAAGGGUAAUCUCCUUAUACAUCAGCGAACUCACACUGGAGAGAAACCUUAUGUAUGCACGGAGUGUGGAAAAGGCUUCAGCCAGAAAACUUGCCUCAUAUCACAUCAGAGAUUUCAUACUGGAAAGACUCCCUUUGUGUGUACCGAAUGUGGAAAAUCCUGUUCACAUAAGUCAGGUCUCAUUAACCAUCAGAGAAUUCACACAGGAGAGAAACCCUAUACAUGCAGUGACUGUGGGAAAGCCUUUAGAGAUAAGUCGUGUCUCAAUAGACAUCGGAGAACUCAUACAGGAGAGAGACCCUAUGGGUGUUCUGAUUGCGGGAAAGCCUUCUCCCACUUGUCUUGCCUUGUGUAUCACAAGGGAAUGCUGCAUGCAAGAGAGAAAUGUGUAGUUUCAGUCAAGUUGGAAAAUCCUGUCUCUAAGAUUCAUAGCUCUUCACAUUCAAGUGAUAUCGUACAGAAGAAAAACUCUGUUGGUACGGUGACCAUGCAGAUGCCUUCUAUGGUGGCCCAGACUUCAUUACACAUCAGUGGGUUCCUAGUAGAUGGGAAUGUGACCACUGUGGAACGUCCAAGUACCAGAGGUGCACUGUCAGCAGAUAAUAGAUCUGCACAGAGAAACCUUAUGAAUGCAGUGAAUGUGGUAGUGCCUUCAGUGACCAAUUACAUCAUAUUUUAUGUCACAAAAAUCACACAGGUGCAUGUUAUGACAGGAAUCAACGACACUGGAAGUCAUGACUGUGGACUUCAUUUGGGAGGAGUGGCCCCCAAGCAGAAGGACCUGUACUGGGAUGUGAUGUUCGAGAACUACAGCAACCUGGUAUCAGUGGGGUAUCAAGUUAGCAAACCAGACGCAUUCUCCAAGUUGGAACAUGGGAAGAACAGUAUAAUCGAAGACAAAAUCCGGGCCGGCCGAGUGGCGCGAUGGUUAAGAACUGGCUUGGGACGCCAGAGGACCCCGGUUCGGAUCCCAAUGAAUUUACCCCCAAGUUGUGUUUGCCUCGGUGACCUCGAGCCCCUUUCAGGCCUCUCUUGUCCUAUAACGGCCGAAGUGCCAGAAGUGGGAGCGUUUCAGCAGUGGUCUCACCGUCGUGUCUUAACGGUCAUUGACGCAAAAGCCUUCUGUACGACAAGCCUGUACGUCAGAAACGCAGCGGACCUUCGUCUGACGUUCUCGGGAGAGGAGGCCAUAAGUGAAAGAAGUUUAGGGAAAUUUCUAAUUAGAAAUUUAGGGCAUAACCAAAAAAGACAAAGACAGAGAGUAUCACAGUUGUUGGCCAUUUCCCUAAACAGAAAGAAAAUGCUCCAGGCCCAGGAAUCACUGACACUGGAGGACGUGGCUGUGGACUUCACGUGGGAGGAGUGGCAGCUCCUGGCCCCCGAGCAGAAGGACCUGUACCAGGAAGUGAUGUUGGAGAACUACAGCAACCUGGUGUCAGCAGGAUAUCAAGUCAGCAAACCAGACGCACUCUCCAAGUUGGAACAAGGGGAAGAACCGUGGACAUUAGAGGAUGAAAUCCACAGUCCAGUCUGUCCAGAAAUUGGCAAAGUUGAUGAUCAUCUCCAGGGUCACUGGGAAAAUCAAAUAAUGCUGAGAGGUAUGAAACAAAGCCACAAACACAAUGUACUUGGAAAUAAUGUUCAAAGCCAAAGUCAUUUUCCUUUCAUGCAAAAUCAUGAUAUGUUUGAGUUCUACAUGAAAACUCUGAAGUCAAGUUUAAGUUCAGUCAACCAGAGCAAAAGCUAUGAAAUUAAGAAGCCUAUUAAAUUGAAUGGAGAUGGAAAAUCAUUUCUGCAUGGUAAGCAUGAAGAUUUUCAUCCUGCAAUUAAAGUCCUUGUAAGUGCAAAACCCAUUAGCAGUAAGUCCCAGAUCAUUAAGUAUAAAAGUACUCAUGAAGUCAAGAAAGCUCAUGUGUGCCAUGAAUGUGGGAAAGCCUUUAUUAAGAAAUCUCAGCUCACUGAUCAUGAGAGAGUUCACACAGGAGAGAAACCUUAUGGAUGCAAUCUGUGUGCGAAAGUAUUCUCCAGAAAGUCCAGGCUCAAUGAACAUCAGAGAAUUCAUAAAAGAGAGAAAUCCUUUAUAUGCAAUGAUUGUGGCAAAGUCUUCACCAUGAAGAGCCGUCUCAUUGAGCAUGAGCGAACUCACACUGGAGAGAAACCCUAUGUAUGCAGUGAAUGUGGAAAAGGUUUCCCCGGGAAGCGUAAUCUCAUUGUACAUCAGCGAAAUCAUACUGGAGAGAAAUGCUAUGUCUGUAGUGAAUGUGGGAAAGGCUUCACUGGGAAGAGCAUGCUAAUAAUACAUCAGCGAACUCAUACAGGAGAGAAACCCUACACCUGCAGUGAGUGUGGGAAAGGCUUCACCACGAAGCACUACAUCCUUAUACACCAACGAAAUCAUACAGGAGAGAAACCAUAUGUAUGCAAUGAAUGUGGGAAAGGUUUCACUAUGAAGAGCCGUCUGAUUGAACAUCAGCGAACUCACACUGGAGAGAAACCCUAUGUGUGCAAUGAAUGUGGAAAAGGUUUUCCCAGGAAGAGUAACCUUAUUGUGCACCAGAGAAAUCAUACAGUAGAGAAAUCCUAUGUAUGUGGUGACUGUGGGAAAGGCUUCACCGUGAACAGCAUGCUCAUCAUACAUCAGCGAACACAUACUGGAGAGAAACCCUACACCUGCAGUGAGUGUGGGAAAGGCUUCCCCUUGAAGAGUCGGCUGGUUGUACAUAAGCGAACUCAUACGGGAGAGAAACCUUACAGAUGUAGUGAGUGUGGGAAGGGCUUCAUUGUGAAUAGUGGACUGAUGUUACACCAGCGAACUCAUACUGGAGAGAAACCCUAUGUAUGCAAUAAAUGCGGAAAAGGUUUUGCCUUUAAGAGCAAUCUUGUAGUACAUCAGCGAACCCAUACUGGAGAGAAACCCUUUACAUGCAAUGAUUGUGGAAAAGGCUUCACCAUGAAACGUUAUCUUAUUGUACAUCAGCAAGUUCACACAGGAGAGAAAUCCUAUAUAUGCAGUGAAUGUGGAAAAGGCUUCGUUAUAGAAACUGAGCUCAUUUUACACCAGCAAACCCAUACUGGAGAGAAACCUUAUGCAUGCAAUGAAUGUGGAAAAGGCUUUGCUGUGAAAAGCCGUCUAAUUGUCCAUCAGCGAACUCAUACAGGAGAGAAACCUUUUGUAUGCAGUGAAUGUGGAAAAGCCUUCUCCUCAAAGAGAAAUCUCCUUCUACAUCAGAAAACUCAUAAUGGGAACAAACCCCAAUAACACAAUGAGUAUGGUCACACCUUCAGGAAGAAAAUAUGCCUUGUAAAACAUCAGAGACUUCAUACAGGAUAGACUUAUAUGUACUGACUGGAAAAUCCUAUUCAUAUGUAUUGGAGUAUUGGUCUCAUGAUGCAUCAGGGGAUUUACACAGGAGACAAACCAUAUGUAUGCAGUUAGUGUGAGAGAAUUCAGCACCCACUGUACAUCAGAGAACUCAUAAAGGAGGGAGGCCCUCUGGAUUCAAGAAUUGGUGGUAACGUUUCUCUCACUUGUCAAGCCUUGUUAAUACACAUGACAAAUGAAAAUAUGUUUUGAGCAUCUAUCCUCAAGUGAACUCGAGCAGGGGACAAACCAUGAUAGUUUGGUGAACUUGUUAAACACCAGUGUGCUCCUGACAUACUGGAACAUAUUCAGUGUAGAGUAGCCUGUUGCUAGAUUUUCACCUUUGGGAAAUUAUAUUUGCAUAGGAAUGAAAUUUAAUGAAUGCAGAAAAUGUGCCAGUGCCUUCAGUGAUCAAUUACCUCACUUUGUAUGUCAAAAUUAACAUGUAGGAGAAAUAUUCUGAUAUAUUCAAGCAGAAAAGUCUUAAGGAAACAUUUCUAGGUAUAUGUCUGAAAAGUAUGUACUAAGAUAAAUCUUAUGAAUGGAGAGAUUAGGAAAGCCUUCUAUGGAGUUAAAGACUAUCUCAUUAGUGAUAAGAGAUCAUCAGUGAGCUCAUACUUAAUAGCAAUAGGAUGAUUGUGGGAAAGCCAUUGCCUAGAAAUAAAAUCUCAAUAGUUGCCCAAUAUUCAUGCUGAAGAAAAAAUUUCAAUUGGCAGAAUUCAUCAUUUCCCAUGAAUUCACACAGAAAUAAAACUGUUAGGAACACACUAAAUGUAGAGUAACUUUAGCAGAAUAUCAGAGAAUUCAUGGAGAGAAACCUCAUGAAAAUAAUGUACCCUUGAGUUUUCUAUCAUAAGUCUAAACUUAUUUACCUGGCAUCCAUUCUGGGACAGGAUACUUGAACCAUAUUCUCAAUGAUUCCAUAAUGUUAGGCAAAUUCUUAACACUGAUUAAAUUGUAACAUUAUGUACAAGCAGGAGUGUUCUGAGCCCACCCUGUAUCAUUAUAUGACUAGCUCUUGCAUUUCUUAGGCUCUAAAUUCAUAUUUUUCAGUCUAUUGUGUACUUCAAAAGUAAAAGGAAUAUCUUCAUAAAUGUAAUUCACCAUAUUUGGUUGUAUUUAUCCAAGUUUAUAAACAGCAUUAAGUAAUUUACAAAAAUUCCUUAAAUAUGAUUUUUCUAAAAUUUGGUUUGAAAUAUUUUAGACUUACAAGAAAUUACAAAAUAUGCAAAGUUCCUGAGUACUUUUAUUUAACUUCUUAGUGAUUAUCUUACAUAACCAUCAUACAUCAUAAAAAACAAUAAAACGACAUUGGUACAGUGCUGUUAGGUAAACUAUAUACCUUAUUUGGAUUUCACUAGUUUUUUGUGCUUUCAUUUGUGAGAGGUUUUUUGUUUUGUUUUUUCAUGUGGAGUUCUAAGACAUUUUAUCAUAUAUACAGAUUUCUGUAAAUUCUACCACAGUCAGGAUGUAGAGUUGUUGUGCCAACUCAAAGACAUGUCUUCCUGCUACCCCUGUAUAGCCUCACUGUCUCCCCAGCCCUCACCCAUGGUGACCAAUGAGAGGAGUCCAUCACUCUAAUUUUGUCAUUUCAAGAAAACUAUUAAAAUUGAAUCAUACAGUAUGUAACCUUUGAGAUAGGCAUUUUUCCCUAUUCAGCAAAUUCCCUUAAGAUCCAUCCAAUUUGUUGAGAGUGUAAAUAGUUUUACUUUUUGUUACUGAGUAGUAUUUUUUUGUAUUGAUGUACUAUGGUUUGUUUGUCUGUUCACUGUUGAUAGAUGUUUGGGUUGUUGCCAGUGUUUCAUUGUUAUGAAUAAAGAUGCUAUAAACAUUUGUAUAGCCAA
Molecule: messenger RNA, 6974 nt
Organism: Hipposideros armiger (great roundleaf bat)
Lineage: Eukaryota; Metazoa; Chordata; Mammalia; Chiroptera; Hipposideridae
Biological process (GO): regulation of transcription by RNA polymerase II
Cellular component (GO): nucleus
Molecular function (GO): DNA-binding transcription factor activity, RNA polymerase II-specific; RNA polymerase II transcription regulatory region sequence-specific DNA binding
Source: RefSeq, a predicted model, not a curated record